Ruditapes philippinarum (Manila clam) is the source of this 1590-nucleotide messenger RNA. RefSeq lists its product as uncharacterized. Lineage: Eukaryota; Metazoa; Mollusca; Bivalvia; Venerida; Veneridae. The coding region runs from base 426 to 1394 and encodes 322 amino acids. The transcript has 4 exons. The record is from RefSeq and is a predicted model, not a curated record.
AUGGCAGAAUGAAUACAACUAUAAAAGUAUUAUCUUUACAUUCAGAUCGAUCGAUCCCGACCUUUGAUGCGAAGAUUUCUAGGUGUAAAUAGAUAGAAAAGUUUAUUGAAACAGUUUGAAACUUUCUUAAUGGUAUUUUCGUGUACAGUAACACCAGUGCAGAACAGUAAAGAUGUGAUUCUUUUGUGAUAUAUCGUUAAACACGGUUAUGUUAUAUGACCGAUGUAUAAAAAUAUUCAUUUAUAUUGAGUGGCGGCCGAAGUCUUUACGUUGGGCGUUAAGAUUUAUUAUUGACGGGACGGUCUGCGAAGCUUAGUGCAAGACAUUAUGAAGUUAUGAAAGGAAAUCAAAAGUGAAGUGGCAGGGUUUUUAAUCUUAGAGUAUUAGUAAUUAUAUUUCCCAAAAGGAUACUUUAACAGACGAAAAUGUCGAGGCCAGAAGAUAAGGGGACAAACCCACAGAGGAAAUUAGAGCGAGAGAUGCGGCUAGGGACUAUAACAUCACGUCGGUCUUUGAUGGAACGAGAAAAGGCAAUGGAGGCAGCACGUAAUCCGGGCGUUAGUAAAUUUGGAGAUUGCCUAGUCAAUAUCAAUUUGAAAGACGACAAGACGUUGAACUCUAACUUAAGAAAGAUAAAUUCCGAAAUAAGGCGAAUGCAGUUACAAUUUAACCAUAAAAUGAAAUACUUUGUUAAGAGAAGUAACGUUCUGAAUCAUGAUCCAAUCAUUCUUGUUGAGCGCCCGCCAUCACCGGAAGUUAAAAAGCGCGCGCAUUUGAUGGAAGAGUACACCGGUGAAGACGAUGUUCCGGGUGACGAAAACAAACCGGGUUACAUGAAACAAAUACGCUCUAAAGCUAGGACCCCGUCAACGUUAACCACUAUUGACGCAUUCACUGUCAAGCAAAGAAAGAAGAAAAAUGUAUGGGAAGACGCUGUUGAAGAAAAGUCGCGACCGGAAUUCGAAAGUACUGUGCGACCUUUCGCAAAAUUAACGAGUCGCGAGAGGUCGGACUUACAGAAAGGUUAUGAAUUCCAUAAACCAAAAUUAGAAAAUUCUGGCAAUUCAGAGCCAGGAUCGAGAGAAGCAUCGCCACAUAGGAAGAAAAUAUCGACUGUUAGUGACGAUAGUGACUUUGAAGAUGAAAUUACACCCUUUAUUACUCAAAUGGCUGAAGUACGGAACAAAGGACGGGAUAGGAAAGAAAAAACAGUAGCGGAAAUAAGCUUAAGAGCAAAGACUCCAUUAUUUGAAAAGAGAGCAGCAGGUAGUCAAAGUAAUAAAACUUUAACUGUUGAACGUAUGGUGAGGUUCAAGUCUCCUGUCAUGUCCGCCCCUAAGGCAAGAAAUGCUAAUCGAAAGCUCAAAACUAAAGCAACAGAAAUAGUGUAUUGAAAUAAACGCUCAGUGAAGUGCCAGCAACCUAUCGUUUCGUUGGUCAGGUUAAAUUUACAGAAUUGAGUGUCUGAUAAAAACUUUAUGUCGGUGGAAGUGCCAACAUAUCCUGAUCACUGCCAUGACUUUCUUCUUUGCUCACGUAUUCCUUCAUCUCCGUAUACCGGAAGUUGUGACGCAAUGAAUAAGUGCCGCU